AUGGAUCGUGUGUGUUUGAUUAUUUUGUUGUUAUAUAAAUUAUUGAUAGUUAAAGCACAGUUCAAUGGAUACAAUUGUGAUGCUCACUUUCACAGUCGUUUUCCUGCCGAGCGUGACAUCAGCGUGUACUGUGGAGUGCAGACCAUCACGCUAAAGAUCAACUUUUGCCCGGUGCUCUUCUCCGGCUACACAGACACUGACCUAGCCCUGAACGGGCGUCACGGUGACGCCCACUGCCGAGGGUUUAUUAACAACUCCACCUUCCCUACAGUCGUGCUGUUCAGCAUCAGCCUCAGUGCGCUGGAGGCCUGCGGAAACUCACUACUGGUAUCCACGGCUCACGGGCCCAAUGCAUAUGGGAACCUCUCAUUGGUCCAGAUUGGGAGUAUUUCAGGGUAUAUUGACACACCUGACCCUCCCACCGUCAUCAGCUACCUACCCGGCCUGCUCUACAAAUUCAGCUGCAGCUACCCACUGGAGUAUCUAGUGAACAACACACAGCUGGCGUCGUCUGCUGCAGCCAUUUCAGUAAAGGAUAGUAACGGUACAUUUGUGAGCACGCUGAACCUACUGCUGUACAAUGACUCCACCUACACGCCUCCACUGGCCAUCCCCAUGACAGGCCUCACUCUGAAGACACGUGUGUUUGCUGCCGUGAAGGCCACUAAUCUGGACAGAAGGUGGAAUGUGUGGAUGGAUUACUGCUACACCACUCCCUCCGGGAACCCCAAUGACCAGCUUCGUUAUGACCUUUUUGUGGGAUGUGAUAAGGACCCGCAGACAACCGUGUUUGAGAACGGAAAAAGUCAGAUGGGUCGCUUCUCCUUUGAAGUGUUCCGCUUUGUCAAGCACAAAAACCAGAAGAUGUCCACUGUCUUCCUUCACUGUGUGACCAAGCUUUGCCGUGUUGAUGACUGUUCCAUGCUCCUGCCGAUCUGUGGUAAGCGGAAGAAACGGAAUGUGCCGGAGAGUGCAGACUCUCAUGUGGCAUCUGGGAAUGCCGUUAUGACUGCAGGGCCAAUCAUCACCAGAAGUGAUGAAACUCCAACCAAUAACUCUGAGCUAGCUCAGCUAAACAGUGCUCCGUUCAGGAUGAACUCAGUAACAAGUGCUCUAAUUUCGGGCAUCGUCAUCCUCUCUGUGGUGGGCCUGUGCUUCUUCAUUUUCACACUGACACUCCUGAAAGGGAAAUGGCCUGCUCCGAUGCCACUGUCAGGGGCCCACAAUCCCGUUUUCAGCUAA
This is a messenger RNA of Electrophorus electricus (electric eel), 1242 nucleotides long. RefSeq names its product zona pellucida-like domain containing 1a (gene zpld1a). The record is from RefSeq and is a predicted model, not a curated record. NCBI's taxonomy places the organism in Eukaryota, Metazoa, Chordata, Actinopteri, Gymnotiformes, Gymnotidae.